AUGACCGGGCUGGCGCACAUGUUUGCCUUGUGCGUGACUUUCUGCGCCUUCCGCGGAGCAUCUGCGGCCAACAACUAUAAUUGCAACGGCCCUUUGGUGUCCGCAUUGCCGCGUUCGUCCUUUCAGAGCUCGUCGCAGUCGUCAGUCAGCUACGCCGCCCACCACGCCAAGUUGCAUAGGAGAGACGGGGCCGGCGGCUGGUCUCCGAUGGCGAGCGACAAGGAACCGUGGCUCCAGCUGGACCUCAGGGAGCAGAUGGAGGUGACAGCGGUGGCCACGCAGGGAUGCUACGACAGCUGGGACUGGGUCAGCACGUACGUGCUCCUCUACAGCGACACGGGGCGAGCGUGGAGGCGCUAUCGUCACGAUGAUGGAACUGAGGCAUUUGUCGGAAAUGUCAAUUCGGAGGGUGUCGUCCAGAAUAAGCUGUCUCACUCUAUAAGAGCCCGUUUCCUUCGAUUUGUCCCUCUUGACUGGAAUCAAAGUGGCUGGAUGGGCCUUAGAGUGGAAGUUUAUGGCUGUUCCUACAAGUCCUACGUGGCAGACUUUGAUGGCAGAAGUUCCUUGCUGUAUCGAUUUAACCAAAAGUCCAUGUCCACCGUGAAAGAUGUCAUCUCGCUGCUGUUCAAGAGUCAGAAAGCCAACGGGGUUUUGCUGCACGGCGAGGGCCAGAGAGGCGAUUACAUCACUUUGGAGCUCCACCGAGGGAAAUUGGACCUCUACAUCAACUUAGACGACAGCCGCCCGAGGAUGAGCGCCCCCCGCGUUGCCGUCACGGUGGGCAGCCUUUUGGACGACCAGCAUUGGCAUGCCGUUCACAUGGAGCGCUUCAACAAGCACGUCAACCUCACAGUGGACGCCCACACGCACCACUUCCAAACCCAAGGGGAGGCCUACUCGCUGGAGGUGGACUACGAGCUGAGCUUUGGUGGAAUCCCACUUCCUGGAAAACCUGGCACCUUCCUCAGGAAGAACUUCCACGGAUGCAUGGAGAACCUUUACUAUAAUGGCAUUAAUAUCAUAGACCUGGCCAAACGACGCAAACCACAGAUACACAGUGUGGGCAACGUGACCUUCUCAUGCUCGCAGCCCCAGCUGGCGGCUUGUACCUUCCUGAGCGCCAACAGCAGCUUCCUGACAAUUCCGUCAGCUGCUGCAGGGGCGUCUGCCACGGGGGGCUUUUCAGCCCGCUUCCACUUCCGCACGUGGAAUGCCGAGGGGCUGCUCCUGUCCGUGCCUCUCGGCCCAAGGCCCCAGAGAGCUCAGCUACACAUCCACAACGGCCAGCUCCAGCUGACCCUGCGUGCCUCUGGGCACAAGUCGGAGGUCUCUCCAGAUUACACAGUCAAUGAUGGAUUGUGGCAUUCCGUGAGUCUGGAGACGAGCAAUUUCCUCAUCCGUCUGACGGUGGAUAGCGAGCUGCCGUCUGAGAUCGAACUGUUGGCGGCUCUGGACUUGAGAGGAAGUUUUUACCUUGGAGGCUGUCCUGAUGCUGACUGUCCAUCUCCAGCCUUCCAGGGCUGCAUGCAGCUUAUCUCAAUCAAUGGCCAGCCGGUUAACCUCAGCCAUGUGCAGCAAGGCAUGCUGGGAAACUUUAACCAACUUCACUUUGACACAUGUACCAUCACAGACAGGUGUGUUCCCAACAAGUGCGAGCAUGGCGGCCUCUGCUCACAGACAUGGAACACCUUCUCUUGCGACUGCUCCGGAACAGGAUACUCGGGGGCAACCUGUCACGACUCCAUCUACGAGUCAUCAUGCGAAGCCUACAAGCUGACAGGGGGCUCCUCGGGCUUCUAUUCUAUCGACCCGGAUGGCAGCGGGCCCUUAGAGGCCACAAAUGUGUACUGUAACAUGACAGAAGAGAAAGUUUGGACGGUGUUAGCCCACAACAGCACCACCCCAGUCCGAGUCCAGGCAUCGUCGCUGCAGAGGCCUCACAUCACGUUGCUCAAUUAUGGCGCCUCGCCGGAGCAGCUGCACAAAAUUGUGUCAAGGUCAGAGCACUGCCAACAGGAAGUGGUUUACAACUGCAAGAGAUCCCGUCUUUUCAACACAAAAGAUGGUAGUCCAAUGUCCUGGUGGCUGGAUCGACACGGCGAGAGGCGAAGUUACUGGGGAGGAUUUCUGCCAGGAAUUCAGCAGUGCUCCUGCAGCUUGGAAGAGAACUGUGUGGACAUGAACUACUUCUGUAAUUGUGACGCUGACACAGACGUAUGGGCCAACGAUACAGGCGUCCUCUCCUACAAAGACCACCUACCGGUGAGCCAGAUAGUGAUCGGAGAUAUCGGCAGAGCUGGCUCGCAGGCCAUCUACCAUAUUGGCCCUCUGCGUUGUUAUGGAGACAGGUCCAUGUGGAAUGCUGCCACCUUCUACCAAGAGUCGUCGUACCUCUAUUUCCCCACCUCACCGACCGAGCCCGCCUCAGACUUUUCAUUCUACUUCAAAACGAGCGCUCCCUCAGGAGUUUUUGUGGAGAGCCUGGGCCUCAACAACUUUGUCAGAGUGGAGCUUAGCUCUCCAUCCACGGUGUCAUUUUCCUUUGAUGCUGGAAGCGGCGCGGUGGUCCUGUCUGUCAAGUCGCACAUGCCAUUGAAUGACAGGCAGUGGCACUACAUAAAGGCGGAGCAUAAUGUCAAGGAGGCCUCGCUACAGGUCGAUCAGCUUCCCGCACGCUUCCUGUCAGCUCCUGUGGACCGUCAACUACCAUUAAAGCUAAGCAGCCAGCUUUUUGUAGGUGGAACGACAUCCCUGCAGCGGGGUUUCUUGGGCUGCUUGAGGAGCCUGAUGGUGAACGGUCGGAAUUUAGACCUGGAGGAAAGGGCCAAGGUGACGCCAGGUGUGAGCUCUGGGUGCCCCGGGUAUUGCAGUGGUUCCAGCAGCCUGUGUCACAAUAGAGGGCGGUGCAUCGAGAAGAGCAACGGCUACACAUGUGACUGCUCCCAAUCAGCUUACGCUGGAACCUCAUGUAACCAAGAGGUGUCCGUGUCCUUCGACAGAGAGUCGUCGCUGACCUACACACUCCAGGAGCCUUUCUCCGUCAUGCUGAACAAAAGCUUGCAGGCGGAGAGUAGCAGCAGCAGUCGGGCCAAAGAGGACUUCUCAUUUAGCUUUAUCACCUCACAGAGUCCCGCUAUGCUGUUGUCUGUCAGCACUCUCAGCCGGCAGUAUAUCGCCGUCAUUGUGGCCAAGAAUGGGAGUCUACAGAUCUGGUACCACCUGCAGACAGACAGGAAGCCAGACGUCUUCUGCCCCGCUGCAGCUAACCUGGCAGAUGGGAGACUUCAUCGAGUGCGAGUCCACAGAGUGGAGCAGAAAGUCUACGUACAGGUGGACCAUGAUAUUCACAGAAAAUACACCCUAUCCUAUGACGGAGAAUUAGUCUUGAUCCGGACUUUGACGUUGGGCAAAGUCAUCAGAUUGGAUGCAUUCCAGGAGGAGGUACGAGAGGCCGCUUCGAAGGGUUUUGUGGGCUGCCUCUCUUUGGUGCAGUUUAACAACGUGGCACUGCUCAAGACAGCGCUGACCAACCCGGGAAGCUCAUUGGUAACUGUUCGCGGCCCAUUGGUCCAAUCAAAUUGUGGCGCACUGGCAGACUCUUCAAGAUCGUUGCAAGAUCAAACUGUGACAACAAAUAAUGGGAAGAAGAAGCACAACCAUGAAACCCAGAAUGACGUGGCUGUCAUAGCAGGAGCGGUUACGGCGGCGGCCUUCAUUGGUGCGUGCGCUCUCGCCGCCACUACCCGUCUCCUCUACCAGCGGCGGCAGGCCCAACGUGACGACGUCGUCAAGCGGGAGGGCGCCCCCGGUGUUUACAUAGACUACAGGACUGAGACACGCCCCCACGGCUCAAUGCGGGAGAACAUGAAGGAAUACUACAUCUGA
Messenger RNA from Nerophis lumbriciformis (worm pipefish), 3885 nucleotides. Lineage: Eukaryota; Metazoa; Chordata; Actinopteri; Syngnathiformes; Syngnathidae. The record is from RefSeq and is a predicted model, not a curated record.